Messenger RNA from Torulaspora delbrueckii, 543 nucleotides. RefSeq names its product peroxiredoxin family protein. The record is from RefSeq and is a predicted model, not a curated record. The transcript has a single exon. Gene Ontology annotation, biological process: hydrogen peroxide catabolic process; cellular response to oxidative stress; cell redox homeostasis. NCBI's taxonomy places the organism in Eukaryota, Fungi, Ascomycota, Saccharomycetes, Saccharomycetales, Saccharomycetaceae. The coding region runs from base 1 to 543 and encodes 180 amino acids. Gene Ontology annotation, molecular function: thioredoxin peroxidase activity. Gene Ontology annotation, cellular component: mitochondrion; cytoplasm; cytosol.
AUGCUACAAUCAAUCAAUCGUAAAGCCUUUGUUCGUGGAUUCAGAACUCUAUCUCCUCAGCUAUUCAAGAAGGGCGACAAGAUUCCAACCGGUUUGCCAGGUCUUAAGGAGAAUUCACCAGGAAAUGCAGUCGAUUUAGGCCAAGAGGUCGCUAAGGGUAAAUACAUUUUGGUCGGAGUGCCAGCUGCUUUCUCUCCAGCCUGUUCUGCUACUCAUAUUCCAGGAUACAUCAAGAAUCUGUCACAAUUGAAAGAAAAGGGUGUUAAACAGGUUCUGGUCACUGCCGUUAACGAUCCGUUCGUCACUGCAGCCUGGGGAAAGAGCUUAAAGGUCCCCAAUGAUGUAAGAAUCAUCGCUGACACCGAAGGUGCCUUUGCCAAGGCCGGUGGGCAUCUUUUCGACUCCACCAAGGUCUUUGGCAACGAGAGAUCCAUCAGAUACGCUGCCAUUGUACAGGAUGGUAAAGUUGUUGAGGAAUUUGCUGAGCCAGACAAAACAGGUGUCGAUGUUUCUUCUGCAGAGAGCAUUUUAAGUCACUUGUGA